AUGACUGCAGCUCCAACAACCACAACAGCCGCACCAACAACCACUACUGCAGCACCAACAAACACAACAGCCGAGGCAACAACCACUACUUCACCUCCAACAACCACAACGACAGCACAAACAACCACGACUGCAGCUCCAACAACAACAACCGCUGUACCAACAUCCACGACUGCAGCUCCAACAACCACAACGACAGCACAAACAACCACUACUGCAGCACCAACAAACACAACAGCCGAGGCAACAACCACUACUUCACCUCCAACAACCACAACGACAGCACAAACAACCACGACUGCAGCUCCAACAACAACAACAGCCGCACCAACAACCACGACUGCAGCUCCGACAACCACAACAGCCACACCAACAACCACAACAGUUGCUCCGACAACCACAACAGCCGCACCAACAUCCACGACUGCAGCUCCAACAACCACAACGACAGCACAAAUAACCACUACUGCAGCUCCAACAAACACAACAGCCGAGGCAACAACCACUACUUCACCUCCAACAACCACAACGACAGCACAAACAACCACGACUGCAGCUCAAACAACAACAACCGCUGCACCAACAACCACAACAGCCACACCAACAACCACGACUGCAGCUCCGACAACCACAGCUGCAGCUCCAACAACCACAACAGCUGCUCCAACAACCACAACACUCCAACAACAACUUCCACCGCACCAACAACCAUGA
This is a messenger RNA of Pelmatolapia mariae (spotted tilapia), 714 nucleotides long. RefSeq names its product mucin-5AC-like. NCBI's taxonomy places the organism in Eukaryota, Metazoa, Chordata, Actinopteri, Cichliformes, Cichlidae. The record is from RefSeq and is a predicted model, not a curated record. Bases 1 to 714 code for a protein of 237 amino acids. The transcript has 2 exons.